AUGCAGAGAGUACGCAGUCAAGGAACCGGCGGAUCAUCAACAAAUAAGUUAUCCGGGCGACUCCGUGUGGCCAGCGAAAGGCAAGGUACAAGCGGCGAGCUGUCGGCACUCGAUCGGUCGGACACAGGGCGGCGCUCGCGCUGCGGGCCGCGUCGACUCGCACGCGAAAUGUCACAAUUUCGUCGAGUCGCGGGCCCCGGCUACGUAACUAGAGGGGCCGGACGAGUUGGGGACCCGCCUUGGCUUCGGCGCAGAGCGAUCGAGGGCGCGGGUCCCCAAGUCGCCGGUCCCCAGGGGGGAGGUCUACCGCACCCCGGCCGUGCCCAGGCGGUGGUGGGCGGUGCUGGGGCGGGCGGGGCGCCCCGCCGACUUGCGCGGGACGGUCACGGGUUCCAUCUCCGGUUCCUUCUUGACCGGGGUCGGGAUGCUCUGCAAAUAAUAAAUGCACAGGUUAAUAAAAUACGAUCACUUAUUUUCAGAUACGGAUCACGGUUACGGUCGACGGACGUCAAGAACUAA
Molecule: messenger RNA, 519 nt
Organism: Arctia plantaginis
Lineage: Eukaryota; Metazoa; Arthropoda; Insecta; Lepidoptera; Erebidae
Source: the annotation of a GenBank genome assembly